AAGUGAAGUCCCCGGAGCAGGGCCACGUUAGAAAGCUGGGCCAUGGCCUGAGCCAGGACGGCUCAGCUCCAAGCAGGGCAUAACUGGGGACACUCUGCGGCCAGGCUGCUUGCCUGCAUGGACGCGCCGAAGCUGCCCUGCCCCAAGGCUGAGAAGAGAGGGACAAGGGCUCCUGUACCAGGAAGAACUCAGAGCCAGGAAGCCCCAUUCGCUGGAAGCCUAGGGCGCUCGGGCCCCUCACCAGGCAGGGUCUACGUUUCCUGCUGCUGGUCACAAGGAUGCUUUUUAUUUUUAACUUCUUGUUCUCCCCACUUCCCACCCCGGCACUGAUUUGCCUCCUGACUUUUGGAACGGCCAUCUUCCUAUGGUUGAUCAACAGACCUCAGCCAUUCUUAUCCCCCAUUGACCUGGAUAAUCAGUCUGUGGGAAUUGAGGGAGGAGCGCGGAAGGGUGCUUACCAGAAGAACAACGACCUUAUGCGUUAUUACUUCUCAGAUGCCAAGACAGUGUAUGAAAUUUUCCAGAGAGGACUUGCUGUGUCUGACAAUGGGCCCUGCUUGGGAUACAGAAAACCAAACCAGCCAUAUAGAUGGUUGUCCUACAAACAGGUAUCUGAUCGAGCAGAGUAUCUGGGCUCCUGUCUCUUAUAUAAAGGAUAUAAACCAUCACCGGACCAGUUUGUUGGCAUCUUUGCUCAGAACAGACCAGAGUGGGUCAUCUCUGAGUUGGCUUGUUACACAUACUCCAUGGUAGCUGUCCCCCUGUAUGACACCUUGGGAGCAGAAGCUAUCAUAUACAUUGUCAACAAGGAAUAUUUGAAAAAAUUUGCAGCUGUCGUGUAUUCCUGUGGAGCCAGAGUUGGGUUCUUUCAAGGAGAUAUCCGGUUGCUACCUGAUGAUAUGAAAGCCCUCAAACCCACAGUGUUUCCCACAGUGCCUCGACUCCUUAACAGGGUCUAUGAUAAGGUACAAAAUGAAGCCAAAACACCCUUGAGUAAGUUCAUGUUGAACCUGGCAAUUACUAGUAAAUACAGUGAUGUCAAAAACGGUAUCAUCAGACGUGACAGUUUGUGGGACAAGUUUAUUUUUUCAAAGAUCCAGGACAGCUUGGGUGGGAAUGUUCGCAUCAUGAUCACUGGAGCCGCCCCCAUCUCCACUCAGGUCCUCACAUUCCUCCGGGCAGCCUUAGGAUGCUGGGUAUUUGAAGCUUAUGGACAAACAGAAUGUACUGCUGGCUGUACAAUUACAUCACCUGGGGACUGGACAACAGGUCAUGUUGGAGUCCCUGUGUCUUGUAACUAUGUGAAGCUGGAAGAUGUGGCUGACAUGAAUUACUUUUCAGUAAACAACGAAGGAGAGGUCUGCAUCAAGGGCACCAAUGUCUUCCAAGGAUACCUAAAAGACCCUGAGAAAACACAGGAAGCUCUGGACAAGGAUGGCUGGCUUCACACUGGAGACAUUGGUCGCUGGCUUCCAAAUGGAACUCUGAAGAUCAUUGACCGAAAAAAGAACAUUUUCAAGUUGGCACAAGGAGAAUACAUUGCUCCCGAGAAGAUAGAAAAUAUCUACAUCAGGAGUAGACUGGUGCUACAAGUUUUUGUACAUGGGGACAGCUUACGGUCAUCCUUGGUAGGAGUGGUAGUUCCUGACUCCGAAGUACUCCCCUCAUUUGCUGCCAAACUCGGGAUUAAGGGAUCAUUUGAAGUCUUGUGUGAAAAUGAAACUAUCCAGGGAGCCAUUUUACAAGACUUGCAGAAAGUUGGGAAAGAAGGUGGUCUAAAGUCCUUCGAACAGGUCAAGAGCAUCUUUAUUCAUCCAGAGCCAUUUUCCAUUGAAAAUGGGCUCUUGACACCAACACUAAAAGCAAAACGAGUAGAGCUCUGCAAAUUCUUCCGGACCCAAAUCAACAGCCUGUAUGAGAGUAUCCAGGAGUAGGUUAAGUUUGCUGCUGAACUGGAACCGUGAAAGGAGGAGUUGAGACUUAUGUCCAGUGAAAAUUUCCAGUAAAUGAAGCAAGCACUGAAUAAAACUCUCCUGCACUGGGUGCAUAACAGGCUUAUCUUCUGUGAAGGAACCUACUGAUGAUAUUUCCCCCUGAACUACCAUACCCCUUAUACCUGGUGCCUCUACUUGUAAAUGUAAAGUUUUAAAAUAAACUAUUGCAGAUAUA
Dipodomys ordii (Ord's kangaroo rat) is the source of this 2169-nucleotide messenger RNA. RefSeq names its product acyl-CoA synthetase long-chain family member 5 (gene Acsl5). Gene Ontology annotation, biological process: long-chain fatty acid metabolic process. The transcript has 18 exons. The record is from RefSeq and is a predicted model, not a curated record. Gene Ontology annotation, molecular function: arachidonate-CoA ligase activity. Gene Ontology annotation, cellular component: mitochondrion; membrane; endoplasmic reticulum. Bases 279 to 1934 code for a protein of 551 amino acids. NCBI's taxonomy places the organism in Eukaryota, Metazoa, Chordata, Mammalia, Rodentia, Heteromyidae.